Tremella mesenterica DSM 1558 is the source of this 2265-nucleotide messenger RNA. RefSeq lists its product as uncharacterized. The transcript is spliced from 3 exons. NCBI's taxonomy places the organism in Eukaryota, Fungi, Basidiomycota, Tremellomycetes, Tremellales, Tremellaceae. The record is from RefSeq and is a predicted model, not a curated record. Bases 1 to 2265 code for a protein of 754 amino acids.
AUGGCCCCUUCUACUCCUACACCCAGCCCUUUCGCCGCCAUGAGGAACUUUGGUGGUAUGGUGUCAUCUGCUCUUUCUUUCGGCGACAGAUCUCGCCAAGUCUCCUCCCUCGGCUUCGGCACUCUCUCUCUGGGGGAGCCGUCUGGCGCUGCCCCGCCCCCUCCCUCCGCCUCUCCCUCCGCUGGUUCUCCCUCCCCCGUGUCUGGUUCUCCCGUCCCCGUAACGGGUUCUCCUGGAGGGCCUCCUCCUGCCGCCACUCCUCGCCGUAGGACGCCCGCCUUUCGUCCUGGUGAGUCUCCGUCCUCCUCCGACCAGGGCUCGCUCAGUGGGGGCUCGGAGUCGGGUGAUCGACCCGACACCGAAGAAAGUGAGGAUGAUGAUGAUGGGGAGGGUAGGAUCGAUAGUGAGGGUGAAAGCGAGUUAGAAGAAUACCCGGGUGAUGAUGUGGAGGUGAUUAGUGUAGAGGACAACAACGUAGAUAGUCCUGAGCGUGAGUUCUUCGUCCAACCCCUCACACCUUCGCCGAACUUGGCCUUGUUUAUCUGUUCUUUAGCUCUCCACGACAUUGCUAACUCGCAGCCCGGUCCUGCCCCUCCCCCUGCUCAAAUUGUGGGCCAGAAACGACGCCGUUCCCUCUCUUCUUCUUCUUCUUCCUCUUCUUCUUCUUCCUCUUCUUCUUCCUCUUCCGGGGUUCUCCCCCCCCCCAACGCCAUCGCCGCUGCCGCCGCUGCUGCCGCCGCCCGCCCUGCCGCCGCCAUCGCCCGCUCUGCCGCCCCCGCCGCCGGUCCUGCUGCCGCCGCCCCCGUCGCUGCUCCCUCCCCUUCUCCCAGAGGGGAGCCUUCGCCCAAACGGGUGAAGAGAUCACUGCGGGAAGAAGAGUACUUGUGGGAGAAGAUGAAGUCCGAGCCUGGUCGUUGGAUCGCGGUUGGUGUUGACGAAGCGUGUGAUCGUUGCCGACGUGAGAUUAUCACGUAUAAUCGUGCAAACUGGCCCUGCCUCAAGGCAGUCAGGCCACACAACAAGGCCCUCCGUUGUGCUUCAUGCACGUCUGGCCCCUGCUCCUUCUGUCCCGUUUCCUCUGCCCGGGACAUCCCGCCCCGUCCCUCCGACUCUUCGCCCUUCCCCCCUCCUCAGACUCCAGCGUCUGUCCCCCGUUCGCGGGUACCUCCUUCGUCUCUCCGGUCGGUUCGCCGUACUUCGCCGGACCUCCGCCCGUCGCCUCCGUCGCCGUCGCCCUUCGCUCCUGUGGCCGGCCCAUCACGUCUCCCGGCUGUUCCUCCUUCGUCUUCUCGCCGUCCUUCGGCCUCUGCUCCUUCGGCCUCCCGUCCUUCGGCCUCUCGUCCUUCGGCGCCACGUCCGUCCUCUCCAGUGGUAGCUUCUCCCCCGGCUCACAGCACCCGAAGUCGGCGUCCUUCUGUUCCUCCGGCCACUUCGGCGGCCCCUCCCGUCACCCCUCCCUCUGCUUCCCAGAAGACACCGAAGUCUUCUUUAAAGAAAUCAAAAGGGAAAUCUAAAGAGAAGGAGGUUGCCUUCAAUGAUGGUGAUGUGGAAGGUGAAGAUACUCAGCGUGCUGGUCCCUCUGCUCCCCGGUUGUCCCUCGUCCACCCUCGUAUCUCCCUGGACGUCCGUAUUCCUGAGGACGAAAAGGAAUUCGCCACUUAUCGUUCUCUCGUCCUCGGUCUCACUACUCAGCUUGAGGCCGCCCGAAAUGAUACAUCUCUCCUGCUUGACUUCUCUUCUCGUCAAGCUAACGCUUUAAACAAUCUUACUGCGGCGUUAGUAGAUGUAGUCAACACUGGGGCUCUGGACGACGAAGCAAGGACAAGGUUAGCGGACGUCUCUCGCCGAAGCCUUACUGAGAUAGCCGAUGUUCGCCGAAGACUGUUCGACACCCCCUUCCUAGUCACCCCUAUGGCGUAUGAGCCACCACCGUCCCUUGACUGGUUAGGUCGCCGUAGUAGUUCUCGUGUCCCAGCUUCCGCCCAGGCUGCUCUCGACCUCCUCAGUCUUCCCUUCGAGUGUCUACGGACCAUACGUUCUCUGUGGAGGACUCCGAGCAUGCAAGCUGCUCGAGAUGUCCAGGACUUCGGUGACUUCUUCGGGGCUAUGAAUCGGGCAUGGAAUGCUUCUCUCUCUACUGCGUUCCCGUCUGAGACUCUCGAUCUACCUUCGGUCAUCGGUAGCCUCCACACCAAUCCUGCGGGACCGAGUAGAUCGAAGGAGAAAGGAAAAGGAAAAGGUAAGGGUAAGAGUAAGGACAAGUGA